Aspergillus chevalieri is the source of this 1227-nucleotide messenger RNA. RefSeq names its product NUDIX hydrolase. NCBI's taxonomy places the organism in Eukaryota, Fungi, Ascomycota, Eurotiomycetes, Eurotiales, Aspergillaceae. The transcript is spliced from 3 exons. Gene Ontology annotation, molecular function: hydrolase activity, acting on acid anhydrides, in phosphorus-containing anhydrides. Bases 1 to 1227 code for a protein of 408 amino acids. The record is from RefSeq and is a predicted model, not a curated record. Gene Ontology annotation, cellular component: mitochondrion.
AUGAUUCCAAUGUCUCAUUUCUCCGUUCUUCGCGGAAGCUCAGUCAAUUGCCUGCAAGUAUUGUAUAAAUCGAGUCCAUUGGAGCUCUCAGCCCGUGCUUUACCGCAUCGCAUCUCUGCCAAAGAAUUCAAGACAUAUUCGCAACUAUUAAAUACCAAAUCACGACAAUUACCAGGGAUAUACCAAGGAUCCCUAUCCCGAAAAAUGUCAACCAAGAACAAACGCGACUCCAAACUAAAGCCGCCCUCGCCGCCUAGGCCUAGUUCAAGCGUCGUCCUCCUUUCCCCCCAAAACGAAAUCCUCCUCCUCCACCGUGUCAAAACAUCCACCUCCUUCGCCUCCGCGCACGUCUUCCCCGGCGGAAACCUCUCUCCCCAGGACGGGCCGUGUCCGCCCAUCGAGGAUCUAAAACGGCACGACGAUGCACCGUGGUAUCGCCGCGCUGCGCUCAGGGAACUAUUUGAAGAAAGCGGCAUUCUGCUAGCUAAGGAUGAGAAGUCCGGGGAGAUGAUUACUGUGUCUGAGGAGGAGAGGGAGCGGGGGAGGACGGCGAUUCAUGGCGGGGUGGUUGAGUUUGGGCAGUGGCUGGUGCAGCAGUAUGGGGGUGCUGUGCCGGAUAUUGACAAACUAAUCCCCUUCACCCGCUGGAUCACACCAACAAACGUCCCCAAACGCUUCACCACGCAGAUGUAUCUCUACUUUCUUCCGCUCCCCGUCGCUGCGGAGUCGGAGAAACGACUCCUGAAAGAGCUCCCGGAAGGAGGCAAGCCAGAACAAAUCCACCUCCCAACCAGCGACGGCGGCAUCGAAGUCACCGAAGCGCGCUUCCUUCCUGCCUGCGAAUGGCUGCGUCUCGCUAGAGCCGGUGAAAUCAUCCUCUUUCCUCCGCAGUUCCUGUUGUUACACCUCGUGUCCGAGAUUCUGGAUAAGGAUCCGCGACCGGUUGGUUCGUCGCCUGCUUCGCUCGCAGAAUUGGAGAGAAGACGCGCGGAAUUGGUCAAAUUCGUACAUUCUGGUACGCCGCCGUGGACGGAGAAGUGCAUUUCGCCUAAGAUGUUGAAAAUGGCUGGUGAUGGGAGAGUGGUUCUGGGCCUUGAUCAUCCGGGUCCGGAAUUGGGGGCGUCGGAGAGAAAAGGAGAGAGCGAAAGGGUUGUCAUUGUCAGGUUUUGGAAGGGCGAAGCGAGAGAGAUAGACGUCGCCUCGCGGGAUAGUGUUAGUAAAUUAUAG